This is a messenger RNA of Poeciliopsis prolifica (blackstripe livebearer), 687 nucleotides long. RefSeq names its product proline-rich protein 2-like. NCBI's taxonomy places the organism in Eukaryota, Metazoa, Chordata, Actinopteri, Cyprinodontiformes, Poeciliidae. The transcript is spliced from 2 exons. Bases 1 to 687 code for a protein of 228 amino acids. The record is from RefSeq and is a predicted model, not a curated record.
AUGUCAGCUUCCUCCUUUGCGCUGCGAGGGAUUUCAUUGUCCCGUCCCCUCCCCGUUCUCGGACCGGCCACAGCUCUGACCCCCUCCGGCCCCCAUGGGCCCCCACAGGCCCCCACCUUCAGGCCCUCACCUUCAGGCCCCCACAGGCCCCCACCUUCAGGCCCCCACCUUCAGGCCCCCACCUUCAGGCCCCCACCUUCAGGCCCCCACAAGCCCCCGCCUUCAGGCCCCCACCUUCAGGCCCUCACCUUCAGGCCCCCACCUUCAGGCCCUCACCUUCAGGCCCCCACCUUCAGGCCCCCGCCUUCAGGCCCUCACCUUCAGGCCCCCACCUUCAGGCCCCCGCCUUCAGGCCCCCACCUUCAGGCCCUCACCUUCAGGCCCACCUUCAGGCCCUCACCUUCAGGCCCUCACCUUCAGGCCCCCGCCUUCAGGCCCCCGCCUUCAGGCCCUCGCGUUCAGGCCCUCACCUUCAGGCCCCCACCUUCAGGCCCCCACAGGCCCUCGCCUUCAGGCCCUCGCCUUCAGGCCCCCACCUUCAGGCCCCCGCCUUCAGGCCCCCACAGGCCCCCACCUUCAGGCCCCCACAGGCCCUCACCUUCAGGCCCUCGCCUUCAGGCCCCCACCUUCAGGCCCCCACAGGCCCUAACCUUCAGGCCCCCGCCUUCAGGCCCCCACAGGCCCUAA